AUGCCUGGACUUAUAGGCCGCCAUACUGUAUUCAUGCGCAUACAGCGAUUACGCAGAGUUAUACAACUCCUAACCAAUGAGGACGAUGGAUACCUAGUGUGGUGAGAGGCUAUGUGUAUGACGUUUUCUUGGGAUUUACUCACUCUGCACAGGAAAGCGAUAGCAAAUAGUUCAAAUUUGGUGUAUUAAUAAACUUCAGCUGACAAUUAUAGCCGCUUAUUGAUAAAAUGCAAUAUGUGUGACAAUGGCUAAUGACGUAACAAUCAUAACACAUCAAUAUUACUGGUAAUACUCAUUAAUAAUUCACAUCCAUCUAUGUGGAACCAACACAUCUCUAAGCUAAAUAAUAAAUAAUAAAAUCAUCUUUAAAUCUGGUGUAAGCCUUUUGGUCCAUUUAUUUUGUCAAGAGAUUGGAGAAAUUUGACCCCUUGUGAUUGAGAAGCCAGGCAGGAAAUACAGGAUGAACAAACGCGUUCUGCAACAAGAACAAUGUAUCUCUGCUUCCAGUUUAAAUGGAAGGGCAAGAGGUCUUUUACUACCAUCCAAAAAUGAAAUUUACAGGAUAUUAUGCUGAAAGAAAUUCUAGAAAUGGAUAGGAGAAGUCACUGACCCCCAUAAAUCAUCCCAGCUUGUGAUGAAACCAGACUGCAGUGAAAUAAAUAAUAUUUUUGUGCAUAUAAUGGCUGUUAUACUUCUGGAUCAAAAUGGCAACAAUACAUAGUUUAAAAAAAAUCAUUUGUUGCAUAAAAAAUGGAGAAACGUCAUUAUAUGUAUACAGUAACUCUACUGCGUAACUUACUUACAUUAAAAUAAUAAAUAUAAUAAAGAUUACCUGUGUACCAGAACCGUCCUUCUAUCCUGAGUACCAAAAUAGGAGUCACAGAACCAUCCUUCUAUCCUGAGUACCAGAACCAUCCUUCUAUCCUGAGUACCAGAACCAUCCUUCUAUCCUGAGUACCAGAACGGUCCUUCUAUCCUGAGUACCAGAACAAUCCUUCUAUCCCGAGUACCAGAACCAUCCUUCUAUCCUGAGUACCAGAACGGUCCUUCUAUCCUGAGUACCAGAACGAUCCUUCUAUCCCGAGUACCAGAACCAUCCUUCUAUCCCAAGUACCAGAACGGUGCUUCUAUCCUGAGUACCAGAACGGUCCUUCUAUCCCGAGUACCAGAACGGUCCUUCUAUCCCGAGUACCAGAACUGUCCUUCUAUCCCGAGUACCAGAACCAUCCUUCUAUCCUGAGUACCAGAACCAUCCUUCUAUCCAAAGUACCAGAACGGUCCUUCUAUCCCGAGUACCAGAACUGUCCUUCUAUCCCGAGUACCAGAGCUGUCCUUCUAUCCCGAGUACCAGAACCAUCCUUCUAUCCUGAGUGCCAGAACCAUCCUUCUAUCCUGAGUACCAGAACCAUUCUUCUAUCCAGAGUACCAGAACCGUCCUUCUAUCCUGAGUACCAGAACCAUCCUUCUAUCCUGAGUACCAGAACCAUCCUUCUAUCCAGAGUACCAGAACGGUCCUUCUAUCCCGAGUACCAGAACUGUCCUUCUAUCCCGAGUACCAGAGCUGUCCUUCUAUCCCGAGUACCAGAACCAUCCUUCUAUCCUGAGUGCCAGAACCAUCCUUCUAUCCUGAGUACCAGAACCAUUCUUCUAUACAGAGUACCAGAACCGUCCUUCUAUCCUGAGUACCAGAACCAUCCUUCUAUCCUGAGUACCAGAACCAUCCUUCUAUCCAAAGUACCAGAACGGUCCUUCUAUCCCGAGUACCAGAACUGUCCUUCUAUCCCGAGUACCAGAGCUGUCCUUCUAUCCCGAGUACCAGAACCAUCCUUCUAUCCUGAGUGCCAGAACCAUCCUUCUAUCCUGAGUACCAGAACCAUUCUUCUAUACAGAGUACCAGAACCGUCCUUCUAUCCUGAGUACCAGAACCAUCCUUCUAUCCUGAGUACCAGAACCAUCCUUCUAUCCAGAGUACCAGAACCAUCCUUCCAUGCCUUUAUUGAUAAUUACAUUAUUAGAUGGAAUUUGUGGUAUCGAUGA
This is a messenger RNA of Pelobates cultripes (western spadefoot toad), 2037 nucleotides long. The record is from the annotation of a GenBank genome assembly. NCBI's taxonomy places the organism in Eukaryota, Metazoa, Chordata, Amphibia, Anura, Pelobatidae.